UAAUUAGCUGUUUGGCGAGGGGGCACCCUAUAAAAGUCAGAGCAGCUCUGUCUGAGCUACGAUACAGUUGGCAUCCUUUGAGUUCAUCGGUUCAUCUUCUCUCUCUCUGGUGUUUGUUUUUAUCGCCGUGGGACGAAAAUGAAAGUGGCCAUUCUAUGCUUGUGUUUGGCUGGCACUGCCUGUGCUCUGCCCUUUCAGUACUUGCCGCAUUACACAGCGUCUAGAGUGCGGGCACCGGGCUCACAGUUGAAACUACCUUUCCCAGCUGGUUUCCCACAAUCUGGAGUUUUCGCUCAUAGUGUGGAAAUUGUAUCUCCAUACAGAUUUGGUGUUGGUGCAGCUGGAACAAACCAAGUACAGACUCUCCCUCCAUAUGGUUUCAUCAAGUACUCCAUUCCUCAGCCACCUGGCCGACAGAGCGUUGAAGUUUUCUUGCCUUAUGACUUCACUCAGAACAAGGUUAUCCAGAACACUCCUCAAAUGACAAAUGAUCCUUUUGGGCAAGAUUUUGCCACAUUCGGAACUUUUCCCCAGGCCGUUCCCCAGCAACCUGUGAAUAUGCCAACCUUUGAUGCCAAUGCACAUCCCUCCCAGAAUCCCCUACAGCCACUGCAGCAGGACCAACCUGUGCAAACAAGCCAAGCACCUGCAAAGACCGUGUGAACAAGUGGACAAGUUUCUACUCCUCAACAUUGAAUGCUGAUCUUUGGUUAUAAAGUAGAAAAGUCAUCUUAAAGUACAGUUUUAGAACAUUAGCGAACUACCUUAUGAUGGUUAACCCAUGUCGAUGCCUGGAAACCUUUCUUUUUACCUUUAAAUGUGGAAUAACAAUAGCUGUCUAAUAAUUAUUAAGUCAUUUGGUCUUACACUCAGUGUGUUGUGCUUUCGCAGUAACGGCAUUAUUUCCUUUUCUUUUCCCAUUGUUGUUUGUUUUAAAAAUAAAAAUAUUUUAAGCAAA
Fundulus heteroclitus (mummichog) is the source of this 958-nucleotide messenger RNA. RefSeq names its product secretory calcium-binding phosphoprotein 5 (gene scpp5). NCBI's taxonomy places the organism in Eukaryota, Metazoa, Chordata, Actinopteri, Cyprinodontiformes, Fundulidae. The record is from RefSeq and is a predicted model, not a curated record. The transcript is spliced from 11 exons. Bases 139 to 663 code for a protein of 174 amino acids.